AUGAAACCAUCAAAAAAAUAUUAUUAUACAAGGUCAAGCAAAAUUUCAACUACUUCACAAAUUUCACCACCAAAACCUAUUAAACAACCUAUACCACCAAUAACUGCGCCAGUUCACCUAAUAACUGCAGCAACACGUUUUCAAGUUCAUCAAGUAACUACAGCAAUAUGUUCUCAAGUUCGUCUAACUGUAUUAAAACAUCCUACAGCACUUCAAACAACUACUUCAGUUCACUUAACCUCAACAACCACUUCAGUUCGCUUAACAGCUUAG
Molecule: messenger RNA, 273 nt
Organism: Funneliformis caledonium
Lineage: Eukaryota; Fungi; Glomeromycota; Glomeromycetes; Glomerales; Glomeraceae
Source: the annotation of a GenBank genome assembly